Messenger RNA from Gaeumannomyces tritici R3-111a-1, 2555 nucleotides. RefSeq names its product origin recognition complex subunit. Gene Ontology annotation, cellular component: nuclear origin of replication recognition complex; nucleus. Gene Ontology annotation, molecular function: DNA replication origin binding. NCBI's taxonomy places the organism in Eukaryota, Fungi, Ascomycota, Sordariomycetes, Magnaporthales, Magnaporthaceae. The record is from RefSeq and is a predicted model, not a curated record. Gene Ontology annotation, biological process: DNA replication. Bases 147 to 2129 code for a protein of 660 amino acids. The transcript is spliced from 2 exons.
CAAUGCUAAAAAAGUUGUCGGAUCGCGUUGAGACUUGACAGAAGCACAGGCGAGCGAGCAAACGCAUCAACCUAUUUUCUUACGUUCCGUCACACAGAAUCGAGCCAUGGCCUUGUAACCAUCCCAACACCACCGCCCCGAUCACAAUGUCUCCCCGAAAGGCUUCUGCCACCCUCCCAUUGGCCGACUCGCCAGGAAAACGCCAGGCCCGAAAGCGCGAGCUUCCCAACGGCGACGACGAGAGCGGAAGCCCCAAUAAGCCACCACAACUGCCCAAGCGGCACCGCGCUGCACACGAUCCGAGCCCCGAUGGCGACGACAGCACCGACGAGCCGCCGCCGCCGGCGGAAAAUGGGAUAGUGGUGAACCCGCACGGCGGCAACCCGGCAGAAGAGGAGGCAUCACCGCAAAUAGAAGCCAUGACGCCGAGCCGCAGGAAACCAGGUAGGCCACGGGGCAGCCUCAACAAGAAGACCGCCACGCCGUCGAGGUCACGGGCGGGGGUAAAGUGGGCAACGCCGACGACCACCAGGCUCAUGGGCAUGGACACGCCCAGCCGGCGGAACCUGGCGGACCGGUCGGCGCGGAGGAAGGUCGCGCGGACCCUGAUCGACCGCGUGGUCGGCGACGGCGUCAGCGACGACGACGAGGACGGCGCCGCCGACGAGAUCCUGGCACGCGAGAUAUACUCGAGCGACGACGACAACGACGAGCCGAACGGUGCCGGCGGCGACAAGAACACUACGGCGGCAGCACUAGCGCCGGCGAGCGCUGAGGAAGCGCUGGUGGCAGAGACACCCUCCAAGAGACGGCCGGGCAGGCCCAGGGGCAGCGGACGGGGAGGCGCAAGAGGCGGGGCGCGCGGCGGGCGCAAGCGGUCGCCGACGCCGCCGCGCGACCUGCCGGCGCACGAGCUGUACCUGUUCCAGAACAAGCCCGGCGCGGCAGGCAAGGCAUCGUCGAGCAACCGGCUGCUCUCGUCGACGCUCGAGCUGCUCACGCACGACGAGUACUUCACCCUGCUGAGGAGCUACGAGGACCCGCACGCCGACGGCGUCCGCCUCCUGCGCUCCAUCCACGCCCAGUCGUUCCGCCAGUGGGAGUUUGAGCUCGAGCAGGGCUUCACCGUGUGCCUGUACGGCUACGGCUCCAAGCGCGACCUGCUGCGCGACUUUGCGACCGAGCUGUACCGCCACGCGAGGGAGAAGGAGGAGGACGACGACGACAGCGACGAGAAGCAGGAGCGCGCUGGCAGCAGGAUCGUCGUGGUCAACGGCCACGUGCGCGGCGGCCUCAAGGAGGCGCUGGCCACCAUGGCGCGCGCCGUCGACCCCACGCACAAGCUGCCGGCCACGACGGCCGUCGCCAUGGCCCAAGGGCUGCACGCCCUGCUGGCCGCCAACCCGUCCGUCGUGCUCACCGUGGUGCUCAACUCGAUCGACGCCCCCGCCCUCCGCAAGGGCGGCACCGCCGGCGCCAACACCACCUCGACGGUCAACACCGCCACGGGCACCGGCGGCGUCGUCGCGGGGACGGCCCAGUCGGUCCUGGCCCAGCUGGCCGCCCACCGCCAGGUCCGCCUGGCCUGCUCGGCCGACACGCCCGGCUUCGCGCUGCUGUGGGACGCGGGCGCCCGCGCCCUGCUCAACCUGGCCCUGCACGAUUGCACCACCUUUGCGAGCCCCGGCCCCGCCGAGCUCGACGUGGUCGACGAGGUGCACGAGCUGCUCGGCCGCCGCGCCCGCCGCGUCGGCGGCAAGGACGGCGUCGUCUUUGUGCUGCGCAGCCUGCCCGAGAACGCAAAGAACCUGUUCCGCCUGCUCGUCACCGAGGCCCUCGUCGCCAUGGAGGAGGGCGACGGUGGCGGGUUCGGCGGGGAUGCGGACGGGGAUGGGGAAGUCGACGCGUCGGGCGCCGCCGAGGGCCCGGUCGUCGAGUACAGGAUCAUGUACAACAAGGCGGCCGAGGAGUUCAUCUGCAGUUCCGAGAUGGCCUUUAGGACGCUGCUGAAAGAAUUCCACGACCACCAGAUUAUCACCAGCCGCAAGGACCCGCUCGGCACUGAGCUGCUGUGCCUUCCCUUCCGCAAGGAUGAACUCGAAAGCAUCCUGGAGGAUCUCAUGUCAUGAUUUCUUUCUGUCAUGGCUUUUUUUUGUUUAUACUCUUCGAUUUGUUCUUGAUAUGCAUGGGUUAGCCUCUCUUGGCCAUGGAGUUUAGCGUACCACAAACAAGCAUCUAGACGGGCGCGUGUGCUUUUUCUUUUUGGUUUGAUUUUUACUGAAUAUUCUCGCCACCCGGUUUGGGCAGCAUGCUACGGCGGAGAUAACGCCGAAACGCGUACUGUUGGUCACCUCCCAUGUGUACAACAUCCCGACUAUGGCUAGGAAAUACGAAAGCUGUAGUAUUUUCUGAAAAGCCGAUUCACCCACCUAGACGCCAUAGAAUUAAGCUGACAUUUUUGCCUCACAUAGCCUCUAUAUUUUCUAUACCUUGCCCUAUGCCCCGCCCGCUUGGUCUAGCAAUAUUCUAGAAAUGUGAAGAGAUUUGUAUGCAGU